Talaromyces amestolkiae is the source of this 261-nucleotide messenger RNA. RefSeq lists its product as uncharacterized. The record is from RefSeq and is a predicted model, not a curated record. The transcript has a single exon. NCBI's taxonomy places the organism in Eukaryota, Fungi, Ascomycota, Eurotiomycetes, Eurotiales, Trichocomaceae. Bases 1 to 261 code for a protein of 86 amino acids.
AUGUUCGGUCUCGACGCCCCCAAAAUCACUCGCCGCGAAUUCGACGGCUCCGACCCCCAACUCCAGCUCGCCAUGGCAUACGCUGCAUCCAAAAAGUCCGCCAGCACCAGCACAAGCGCCGUCUCAUCUGCUCGGCCUUCUGUUGAUGAGAAGCGCAACCUUUCCACAUCUUCUGGAAAGUCUACGUCUUCGCUGACCGAUGGCCAGAAGAAGCGCUUCAGCUUCUUCCGCGCCACCGGCAUUGUCCUUUCGUUGAAAUGA